Messenger RNA from Closterium sp. NIES-67, 9995 nucleotides. The record is from the annotation of a GenBank genome assembly. Lineage: Eukaryota; Viridiplantae; Streptophyta; Zygnematophyceae; Desmidiales; Closteriaceae.
ACAUGACUUGUAGGAUCGCUGACAGCAUACAUACUUGUAUGCAAUAUUAGGAAACUGUUGCUACCGACGCGACGGUUGUUGUGAAGCACAAAGCUGUUUGCAGUCUUUUUGGUUAGGGGGUUACACUAGAGGGUUGCAGUUUAGGGUUUGUGCGCACACUUAUGUUUCGUCGUUCGCAAUUGCUGCGUCUGAUACUGCAGUGCUGAGCUUUGCCAAUGGCGGAACAACCCGAGUCGCUUAACCGCUAACUCAAUUUUAUGGCACAGGAGAGCAGGACUUUCCAAUCUAUUAUGCGUAGUGGCUGUAGGAGAGCUUUAGUUUAUUCCAGUACCAAUGACUCUUACCAAUAACCUCUCGGAUUAGUCAUCAAUGACGGUUUCAGUAGCCUAUCAGAGCUCCGGGUUUUCCAGAAACGGGAGACCCGGGCACGUCGCUAACAGCAGGAGACGACGGAGGAGCGGAACGUCCGGUGGAAACAAUCCCCAAGGGUCGUUCGGCGGUGGCGGAAGGAGCCAGACCGUUCUAGGGUUUGUACAGCAGGCUCAAUUCCUCCAGUUCGUUCUCGACCCAUGGACGGCCAGGAUCUGCUGCGCCAGCGAAGGCGCACGGAGAGCCCUUGGAUACGACAAUGCUGAGCUGGAAGCCUUAUCGCUUUGCAAUCUGGUAGACGGCCUCCCAUUGGCUGACUGGCUCCAGCUGGUCGCGCCUCUGGCCACUGGAGAGGAGAAGGGCGCGCGAUUCUCUGUAGUUCUGCCAGCAAAGGAAAGAGGAGGAGAAGGGGAGGGAGAAUCAGAGACCGAUGGGGAAGUUGCAGAGCCUAGAGGGAUUAGAGGCGGCGGGGAUAACGGCGCUAAUCACGGUCAUCCCGGGCCGAGGGUCCCGCACGCGCAGGCUCGGCACGGAGAUGUCAGCCGAAGCAGCAGCGGAGGCUCGGAAUGGGCGGCGGCGAAUCUCCUCAGGCGGGGAACAUGGGGUGAAAGCAGCUUAUCUCGAGCCGGAGCGGGCUCGGGGUCUAUAUCGGGGAUAGUUUCUAGCACGUCAGAGGACGUUCGGUCGAUCCGAACCGUCUCUUCAGCUUCGGUUGACGUAGCCACGGGAGCGGGAGAAAUGUCGCAGGACGAAGAAGAGGAGGGGGGGGAGGGAGACGAGUCAGACCUAGCUUCGGGGGACGAGGGGUCGGUCAGGCGGAGGAACAGUAGGGGGAGGACAGGGGGACGGGAGUGGGCAGCGGCCGGGACGCAGGAACGCGCUCAGGGGCAGGCGCAGGGGCAAGGUCGGUCAAGCGCGUUGGGGGUUUCGGGCGUUUCGGGUGUGUCGGGCAUUGCAGUGUCGAUCGAUCUGCAGUUCUUUGGCGUGGGCGGGGAGAGAGAACUCGUGGCCACAGCGCAUGAACAGCCGCAGGGGCCGCCGCCGCCGCCAGCUCAGCUGCCACCUGGGCGUCACGAUGGCAGCGGCGACGGAUCACCGAGCGAGUCUGCGCUCACCGGCUCGGCGCGCGGCGGAAAUAAGGCUGUUGGCGGAAGUAAGGGAAUUGGCGGAGGGGCGUUGGGGGAGGAGUUGGCGGAGGACGAGGGUUUGGCGGAGGGGGAGGGGCUGGGUAGUAAACCAGAAGCGAGAGGAAGUGUUGUCGGAACAGGUGGCUUCAACGGCCCGCUAGGAGGCCCCUAUGAGGUUCCUGGGUCCGCGCAUGACGCCACUGCCGCUGCUGCCCAUUCGCCUUCCUCCCUUCCCGCCGCUCCCCAGCCCAAGCCCCUCCGCCGGGGGUUAAGUAUUGGUGGGAAGGUUCACAUGCUCAUGCCGUCAGACCCCUUCCACCGGUCGCAGACAGCCGUUUUCGCGCAGCCGGCUAGCCGCCAGCAGGAUUCGGCUAGCCGGCAGGACUCGCUCAGCCGGUCGCAGAUGGAGCAGCGGGCGUCGUCUAGGUCUCCCGAGCCGCGCCGGCCCGAGUCGCGGCUUAAUAGGUGGCAGAGUAUGGACGUAGGCGCGAUGGAGAAUAAGUCGCUGAUGUCUUUAGCGAAAAGCGGCGCGUUUGAAAGGAGCGCGGACGGAGGGGUGAUGGGCGGGAUGAUGGGGGGAAUGGCUGGGGGAACGCUCCGCGGAGAGGAGACGGGGCGAGGGCGGAAAGCCAGGGGCGGGGGGCCCGGAGGAAGAAUGAUGAGUGUAGAAGAAGGGGAUAUUGGUAUUGGGGAGUUGGGAAGCGGGUUCGGGAGGGGGAUGGGCGCGGGGAGGGGAGGGGGAGGCGUGGGCGGAGGGGAGGAUGCGCGGGGGCAGGUGUCCGCGGAUAGGUGUGACACCCUGGGGAGGGCGGGGAAGAAGAACCGCAGAUCGCGGUUUGGGUCAGAGGGCCAUUUCCCCCAGCACUGGGUGCAGGAUUCCAUCGACAUUCACUGGCUGCCAGACCAGCCACUCAGGUCACUUCUCGACUCGGCGUGUGUCUCCCUAGCAGCGCUGCGCGUCAGCAGUGCUGAGCUGGCGCACUGCAGUGCCGCCCUUGCUGCGAUGUUGGGCCGCCCGGCCCGGGCCGUGGAGGGGCGGGCGAUGGACGAUUUCGUUGCACCUGAUGAUGCGCCUGUCUUCCAGGCGUGGUUCAGGAGCGUCUCUGACGCCAUCCUGAGUGGCGCAGCUUCGUCCACGUCAGCGCCAGCAUGGCAGCGGCAGUGCCAGCACGACCUGCGCCUGGUGCUGCCGGGCGGCAAGCUCCGUCCUGUGCGCAUCACGGUCGAUGCGGCACCUCCUGCUGUGGGCUCAGCCGAUGGUGGCGCUGCUGCUGCUGCUGGUGCCGCGUCUACGCUCAUGGCUGUGAUCUGCGACUUGCCAGCGUCUAGCAACGCCGCCAAGGUGUCUCCCCAGGACCCCUCGGACCGGCACAGAUUCAUCUUGGAGCACCUGCCAGCGGGCGUAGCACACAUGGUGCCACGGCAAGAGAGGGGUGGGGGAGCGGGGGGAGCAGGGGGAGCCGGGGGAGCAGGGGGAGCAGGGGGAGGAGGGGAGGUGUUGGUGAACGCGCACCUGGAGUCUAUCCUGGGGUACUCGAGGAAGGAGCUGGGGUGUUUGGACGAGUGGUUCUCGCUGCUGUUUCAAGAGAGAGAGGCCGAGGUGCGCAAGGUGAUGGAAGGAGAUAGGAAGGCGGGGUUCCCCCAUCCGCGGACCAUGCGGGUGGUGAGGAGCGACGGUGAGCAGCGGUGGGUGGAGGUGGUGGGGCGCGACUGCGCAGCGGAAGGGGGAGGCGAGCUGUGGGUGGUCAGCGACAUCACUGACCGGCUGAUAGUCCAGGAGAAGUUCCGUCUCUUGUUCGAGUUCUCGUCGGACGGGUAUCUGGUGUUUGACGAGACAGGCAUCACGGAGUGCAACGACGCGGCGGUGCGGUGCCUGCGCUGCAGCGACAAGACGCACCUGCUGGCCCACCACCCCGCCUUCUUCUCGCCCCUCAAGCAGCCGGACGGGCAGCUGUCCAAGGAGAAGGCCAAGGAGAUGGACCGACGUGCCGAGGAGCAGGGCAUGCACAAAUUCGAGUGGGUGUAUCAACGCUUCGAUGGCUCCCUCGUCCCCAUAGAGGUCACUCUGACCUUCCUGGAGCUGCAGCAGCAGCACCCCAUCUACCUGGUGGUGUGGCACGAGCUCACCGAGAUCAAGCAGCAGGCGGAGGAGCUGAGGGCGGCCAAGGAGGCGGCGGAGAAGGCCAGCCAGGCCAAGAGCCAGUUUCUAGCUAACAUGAGCCACGAGAUCAGGACUCCGAUGAACGGUGUGAUCGGGGUGGCAGAGCUGCUAUUGGGCACGGACCUGACAGCGGAGCAGCGCUCGUACCUCGAGAUCAUCCGGUCGUCGGGGGACAACCUCCUGCGGAUCAUCUCGGACGUGCUGGACCUCUCCAAAAUCGAGUCCAAGAACCUGGCGCUGGAGAGAAUCGAGUUCAACAUCCAGCAGCAGGUCACAGAGGCUUUAGCCCUCCUAGAGGUGGUGGCAAAAGACAAGGGGCUGUACCUGGAGCUGGAGAUUGCGGAGGAGGUGCCAUCCGUGGUGGUGGGCGACCCUGUGAGGCUGAGGCAGGUGCUGCUGAACCUCAUCUCCAACUCCAUCAAGUUCACCGAGAACGGUGGCAUCACAGUUGACCUGCGCCUGGCUACUGACGAAGAGAUCCGAGAGGUGGAGCAGGCAGCUCCGCCCAAGCCCCCUGCAGAAAUCACCAGCGGUGCACAUGGCGACGGCAGCGGCGGCAGCGGGAGCAAGGGCGACAGCAAGGGGAAGAGCGGAGCGGGUGGGAGGCCAGGGGGGGAUGGCGAGGGGGAGGGGGAGGGCGAGAGUGUGAUGGUGCGGUUUGAGGUGCGGGACACGGGCGUGGGCAUGGACGAGUCGGCGCGCAGCCGGCUGUUCAAGGCGUUCUCUCAAGCCGACAACUCCACCAGCCGGCGAUACGGCGGCACCGGGCUGGGGCUCGCAAUCUGCAAGAGCCUCUGCAACCUCAUGGGGGGCGACAUCAGCCUGCACAGCCAGGUGGGAGUGGGCUCCACCUUCUACUUCCAUGUACGGGUGGGCGUGGUGAGCCGAGAGGCCCUUGCUGCUGCGGCAUCAGCAGAGCAGUCACUCACCAGCGACAUUGAGCCGCUGUGGAAGCACCUGCAGGAUAUGCGCGUCUUGGUGGCCGAGGACAACAAGGUGAACCAGAUGGUGGCCACGCGCAUGCUGCACAACCUGGGGCUCAAGUACGACGUGGUGGAGAACGGCAAGCUCGCAGUCAGGGCGUGCUCCGAGCGCUGCUACGACGUGGUCCUCAUGGACUGCCACAUGCCUGAGAUGGACGGCUUCGAGGCCACCAGGAAGAUCAGGGAGAUGGAGUCGGAGCGGCUGCAGGUUUACACAGCUGCCAUGGCCGCCUGUGGCAACGGCUCCCCCUACGGCAGCGCUGCCAGCUGGGUGGCUAGCAGCGAUGCUAGCGACAGUGAGGCGGGUUCCCCCUCCCAACCCCGCCGGGCCCGCAUGCCCCCGCGGCCGCACCGGACUUUUAUUGUUGCGCUUACUGCAUCUGCUCUUAGCGAGGAUAAGGAAAGCUGCAUGGCGGCUGGAAUGGAUCACUAUUUAUCGAAGCCAAUCCGGCCGCGGGAGAUUGAGAAGGCAAUUAGGGAGAGUUUGACUCAACCUAAGAGCCCAACGAGCGAGUUAAAGCCGACGUCUCCGCAGCUUAGGUAUCAGCAGACUAAGAGGCAGCUGCUGCUGCAGCAGCAGGAGCAGCAGAAGCAGCAGGAACAGCAGCAGCAGCAGCAGCAGCAGCAGCAACGGCAGAAGCAGCCGCAGCAGCAGCAGGGACAGCUGGGACAGCUGGGGAAGGAGCAGGGAGGAAGAAAUGAGAAGGCGGCAGCGGGUGGUGAGACAGAGGGGGAAGACACAGUUGAGUUUAUUCCAGGAGGGAGGAAGAGUCAGUUACAGGGCAGGGAUGGGGUGGGGGAGACAAGAGGAGGGAUGGGGAGAGGAGAGGGGGGAAAGGGAGGGGGGAUGGGAGGAACAGGAGCAGGAGGUAGAAAAAUGGACAGGGGUAUGAUAAUGGGUGCGAGACUGGGAUCAGGAGGGGGAGGAGCAGCGGCAGGUGCGGGAGGAGGAGGGGGAGGGGGAGAGGGACCGGGGGGAGGUGGCCCAGGAGGGGGUCCCGGAGGCGCAGUGGGUGGGAGGGGCGGGAAGAACCUAGCGGCAUAUCCGUCCUUCGGGUCCUGGAACGAUGUGCUCGGGUCGGAAUCCGAGGGCUGUGCUUCCGAUGACUCCUCCCGCGGCCGAUCCAGGCGAAAAGGGGGCAGCAGUGCCAGUGGCGCUGCUGGUGGGACAGGGGGGGCGGGAGGAGGAGGAGGAGGGGGAGGGGGAGGGGGAGGAGGGGGGGUAGGUGGUGGUGGUGGCGUUUCUGCCUUGUCCUCUCAUGCCAAGCCUGCUUUCCCUCGCUCUCGCAGCACAGCUGCUCCCAAGUCAACCGGUUCCACCCCUCUAGGUUCUGGAGAUGCUGGCGGAGGUUCGGCCGGAUCUGAGGCUCGGCGGAGGUCUGGAUCUCCUUUGGUUCGGGCACAGUCAGGCAUGGGACCUGGAUUAAGCAGCCUGAGAAAGGGAGAGAGGGGAGACGAAGGAGGCAGGUUUCUGGAUUCCUUACCACCAGCAGCCUCAGCAGCUUCCAGGAAGCUUCACGGGCAGGGGGACGAGUCUCUGCCAGGCAGGCAGGCUCCUUCGGCCUUCUCUGCCCGCACGCGCUCUCGCUCCAUGUCCAUGUCUGUGGCAUACAUGAGCUUCAAGGUGGAGAGCGACGACGAGGAGGACGAGGAGGGGCUGCUGGGGGAAGGGGCGAAAGGAGGCUUCAGUCAAGGAUGGGUCAGUGGCAGAUCAGGCAGCGGCUCGUAUUCUACUGCUGCUGCACCUGCUGCAGGUGCUGCUGGCGGUCCUAGAGGCGUCUCUUCCGGUGCUGCUGCUGGUGCAAGGGGGGCUGAUGGGAGUGGUGGAGGGGAGAGGAGAGGAGAUAGAGGGAUUGGGAGAGGAGGGGGGGAUGGAGGGGGAGGGGGAGGGGGAGGAAGGGGAAUGGGCGGAGGAGAGGGAGGAGGAGGGAGGCCGAGGCUGUCUCGAAGCGGGUCGCAGAAGAGAAUGUGGGAAGCAGGCACGCCUUUACAGAGCGACGAGGAUGAUGAGGAGGAGAGCGUUGGGGAGGGGGGGAGUAGAAGUAGCCAUGGGCAUGGGCAUGGGCAUGGGCAUGGGCAUAGUCUGAAUCAGGAUGGUAUGGCUACUAAUGAUGAGGAGGAGGAUGACGCCAGCAGCAGUUACAGCAACAGUAACGGUUACAAUAGUGGCGGCGGCGGCGGCAGCAAGCAGAGAGAAAGCAGCAGCAUGAGCAGCAACAACAGAAUCAAAUCUCAGGCCGAAAGCGACAAAGGGCCGUCCCUGGAUCAAAUCUGGUCUAAGAUCCAUGGGGGAGGGAGUGGGGGGAGAGAGGGGGGGGGAGGAGAGAGUGCGGAGGGAGAGGAGGAGGAUGAGGGUGAGUUGUCCUCUUCCAGUCGAGGGGGGUCGAGUGUUGGGGGGAGUGUGAGGAGCGGGAGUGUGAGGGGGGUUAGUAUGAGUGGUGGGAUAGGCAUUGAAAGAAGUGGUAGCGAUAGGAGUUUAAGGGAGCAAGGUGCAAGCCCGAGGGGGGAAGGGGGCAGGAGAGGAGGGGAGAGAGGAGGGGGGAGAGGAGGGAGAGGAGGGUCAGGGGGAGGGAGGGGCAGUGGAGGAGGGGCAGUGAGGGGGGGAGGUGUAGGCACGGGAAGGGGUGGGGGGAUGGAGAGGAGAGGAAGCGGGGAGCGAUUGGGAAGAGGAGGGGAUGCGAUGGAUCAGAGCAGGGAGUGGAAUAACAGCCGGGAAUGGACCGGCACUCGAGAGGCAUCAGGCAACGCCAGAGAUACUGCUGUUUCGAGGGAUGCCUCUGGCUCUAGAGACGCCUCUGGCUCUAGAGACGCCUCUGGCUCUAGAGGCGCAUCUGGCUCUAGAGACGCCUCUGGCUCUAGAGACGCCUCUAUUCCCCGCGACGGUCGGGACGUAGAGCGCAGCAGGGAAUGGAAUAACAGCCGUGAGUGGAACAACAGCAGAGAGUGGAACAUGACCAGGCAGGACACCAAGGAGAGGUCCCGCCUGGGGGGGGGAGCAGGAAGAGGGGGAGGGGGUGGUGGGGGUGGAGGGGGGAUGAGUGGGGGAGGAGCAGGAGCAGCAGGGACUACUCCCCUCAGGGGAAUAUUGAGAAUUUCGAGCUUCGAAAGCAACGGCAGUGCCACUAGUGCUGGUGGUGCAAAUGCUGCUGUUGCUGCUGCUGCUGCUGGUGCUGCUGGUGCUGCUGCUGGUGGUGGUGUGGGUACGUAUUCCCGCCAGAACUCGCAAGCAGGGGCCAGCACAGGGGGGGUCCAGGAGCGGGUUGCAGAGAGCCCCAGGCACGGGCGGAUACCCAGGCCCGAGGGGAGGGGGGGGAAACCCCCCACUGCAGGGGGAAGCCUCUCUGGGGGACCGGGGAUGCCCAGCGGGCGGGGGGCAGGGGGAGGGGGAGGGGGAGGGGGAGGCGUGGGGAGGGGGAAUCCGGGGCCUUCUGGGCCGGGGAGAGGGGCUGGGGGAAGGGGAGGGGGUGAAGGAGAAGGCAUGGGGGAUGGUAGAGGAGAGGGGGCAGCCAAAAGUGAGAGCAAGCAGUCUGAGAGCCAAAGGGCCGGCAGAGGUAGUUCUGGAUCAGGCAUCCCUGAGUCUAUGGGGGCUGCGUCUAUGGUUGGGUCUGCAGGUGCAUCCGGCAUGCUGAGGCAGGCCAACAGCAGCAGCAGCAUUGCCAGCGGUGGCAGCAGUGGCGGUGGCAGGGGGGAUGGGUUGGGAGAUCGGAGAGAGGGCGAGGAGGUCUCCUCUGGACAGGCUGGGGAGGAGAAAGAAGGCAGCCGCACAUUCAGAAGCCCCUCUGGCUCCCCCAGCCCCUCUGCCUCUCCGAUUGACGCGGUGCGCUCGCUCACCGACAGCCGCCCCAGAACCAGCGGAGAAAUCUCGAGCCGAAUGGGCGGCAGUGUGGGUGGCAGGGGCCUGGGACGAGGAGGUGGAGGAGGGGUAGGGGGCGGAGUCCAGCGCACGCAGUCGAUGUCGCCGCUGUGGCGGAGCACCAGCAUGGACCCGGGGUCGCUGUCUGCCGGUGGCGGCCGGCAGCCCAGGACCGGGUCGGAGCAGCGCGCCGCGCAGGACAUGCGCAUGUGGAUCGAGCGGGCGAGUAACCCCAAGAUGGACGAAUGGCUCUCGCAGGUGGUUUCCAACUCUCCCCCUCCCAUCCCACGUGCCGUCAAGAAAUCCAGCAGCAGCGGCAGCACUCCCCCGCACCACUCUGCCGACCGGCCCCCUUUACAGUCACACUCGCGCUCGCCGUCGCACUCACACGUGCAGUCCCAGCCACCACAACACCCCCAACAGCAGCAGCUGCUGCUGCAGCAGCAACAGCAGCAACAGCAGCAACAGCAGCAACAGCAGCAGCGGAAGUCCCUUAGACGCAUGCAGAGCUCUCCUUCUUUGUCCCCCAUCACCAGCCCAACUGAGGAGAGUGAGAGUAUGUUCAGGGAGGGGGGUGAGGAGGAUGGGGAGGAGGAGGAGGAAGAGGAGAGUGAGGUGGAGAGGGGGAGUUGGAGGAGCGAUAGGAGAGGGGCGGCAGAUGUGAUGACCCACCGGUCUAUGUAUGAUGAGUCGAUGGAGGCACUGAAGUGACAGAUGGAAGGGGGGAAGGAGGGGAAAGGGGGAGGAGAGUGGGGGCGGUAUGCAGAUUCAAUUCAGAGUGACGAGCCAUGAGGGUGGGUAUGAUGAGCAUAUGGAUGGAGCCACUCACGAGCAGAUGGGAAAGCACACAAGGAAGCAGGCAGGGAAGCAGAUAGAAACCCUCAGAAAUAGCAGGAGCGUUUCUGAGUGCUCUCAGAGGCAGACAGGAGAUGAGGCAGGGCAGGGAUGGCAGGUGUUAUGGCCUACGGAUCUGUAUAUGCAGAGCCGCGAGAGCCACUCCAUCAAUUCUAGGUCGGAGAAAAGGAAAAGGAGAGGGGGGGAAGGGUGUGGGGCGUGGAGGGGGUGGGUGGGGGUGGUUAUGAUUAAUCAACAGGUGUGCAAUGAUGAUUCGGCCGCUUGAAAGUGGAGUGCGGGUGGGUCCAAUCCAACUGGGACUGUUGAAGGAGGCUGGUUGUCAAUGGUCAUGGCUUGGAACGUGUGUUGUUGAGGGACAUGGCAAACCCAUCCCUUCUGGGGAUCAGGUUGCCAAAUCCCUUUCUAAAAGGUCACCGACUCGCCGCACUUCGAACUAAGCAAUGUGCUUGCCGAGCCCUAGGUGAUGGUAGAGGUGGCUUUUGGCUGGCUCAUGUUUAUAAGGGGUCAGCAGGCAAAUUUGCUCUAUCUAUCCAAAUGCCAAGACGAAUGCUUGUACCCUAUUUGGCUUGUGUCAAAAGAUGCCCUUGAACCUAAAGUGCAGGCUUGUAGCUUGUGCACUAAUGAAAUCUACGGAAGGUUUACUAGAC